Carassius gibelio (silver crucian carp) is the source of this 2951-nucleotide messenger RNA. Its product is annotated as transmembrane protein 109. The coding region runs from base 1941 to 2687 and encodes 248 amino acids. Gene Ontology annotation, biological process: intrinsic apoptotic signaling pathway in response to DNA damage by p53 class mediator; cellular response to gamma radiation. Lineage: Eukaryota; Metazoa; Chordata; Actinopteri; Cypriniformes; Cyprinidae. The record is from RefSeq and is a predicted model, not a curated record. The transcript has 12 exons.
UUAUGGGAAAAAUAACUCUAAAUCUCUUUAGUUCUGAACUGUGAACCUGAUUUCUGAAUCUGGGCCCUAAUCAGUUGGUUCCCACUGACACUGUAUUUCCUUCUUUCAGGAAGAACAAGAUUUUAAAGCUCUGCAUAUAAAAAAAAACAGGAAGCGCUUGACCAAAGACAGGUCAACAGGGGGAGGUAGCGACCUGUUUUCUGGCCAGCAGCAGCAGUGAGGAGAUAGACACAGAGCUGCAGGAGUGACUGGAGUCCAGCUGUAAACAGGCCAGACGUGUGGUCAAAAUCUACGAGAUCCUGAAGAACACAGUAGACCAGCUAAAGAAAGAUAUGGAGUGUGUGGCAGAUGCAGAUGUCGCUGUGUGCCUCCUGACCAAUGAGAAUGAAGGGCUACUGCAGCUGACCGACAGUCUCCAGCAGAAGCACAGUCACAUGACCAGCGAGUCUCGUUUGCUGGCGGCUAAUCGUGCUGAUAACAGCAUCAGCGAGCUGCAUCAUGUUCUCACUGAGGAGCUGCAGUGAGACACGGAGAAGAUCAGACGGAGAGAGAACAUGCAGAGAAAGACGAGGUAUCCUUGCAGUGUAAGGUCCGUAGUGAAGUGAUUCAGUUGGAAGACACGUUGGCACAGGUGCACAAGGAGUACGAGAUGCUCAGGAUCGAAUAUUAGCAGACAUUAGCUGCUAAUGAACAAGCAGCUGCGUGCUGAAUGUGAAGGAGGAGACCAUCUCCAUCUGCCCCGACUGGUGAUGUUACUGUGAAGACUGAGCCAGAUAGCAGCUUCACCACACACAGCAGCGCUGGAGGACAUAUCCAAAGUGCACAGGAAGAUAGAGAAGGCCAAGAAACCUGCGGAGAACAUUCAAAAUGGAGAUAAGAUCCUGGAUGAUGAAAUAAAUUAUUACAAGGCCCGGUUGACGUGUCCAUGCUGCAAUUCACGUGUAAAGGACGCUGUUUUGAUAAAGUACUUCCAUGUGUUCUGUUUUGAGUGUGUGAAGACGCGCUUCGACACCCGUCAGAAAAGUGUCCAAAGUGCAAUGCCGCAUUUGGUGCCAAUGAUUUCCAUUGCAUCUACAUCAAAUGAGAUUUAUUAUUCACUGUUUCUGCAUCUGUUUGGUCCAGUUGCUCAACAUCGGAGGCCGGAGCUUGUCCUGUAUCUUUGGAAGUGUUCUUCAGAGCGAGGCUGUGUGAAAGCACGUGUCCGGGCGCGCAGAUCCACGCACCUCGGGCGCUACUGUAAAUCUAGUAAACAGCGCGCGAUAUCGCCUUUAAUAAGUGCCAGCACCGUGUGAACGGGAUUCGAGCAGGAAUGCAGGAGGCGGGGGCAUAACCUUAUGUCUCUGUAGCCAAACAGCCGUAUCUAAACUUUCCUCCCUCGUGCAGCCCGGAGCUCCUCACCCAACUCGCUAUAAUAAAUUGUGUCUGCGCUCGGCAGAAAAUAGACUUCUGCGCGUUUUUUAAAAACAGUUUUUGCACAAGAGUCAGGUCUCUAAAUUAAAAUCUUAUUUUAUCUGUAUCGACUUAACGCUUUGUUGUACUUGUAUGAUACCAUAUACAGUCAUCCAGGCGCUAUUUUUAAGUGCCCUUGGCAAGCGCGUGCCAGACUGUUUGAGAACUUAAUUUUAGUAACGUUAGUCUAUUAUACACGAGGAGCCCAGCAUGACGUAUGCCAUCUAAUUGUGUUUGUUCAGUUGGGUUUUGGUUUGCGUCUUGUUUUUUGACACGCAUGAACUUAAAUUUGCUUAGCUAUGAACUAGGUUUAGUUUUGUCAGAAAAAAAAAACAGCAGUUGUAUCUUACCCAUAUAUUUAUAUAAAUGUAUUUUUUUCUAGGGUAAUAAUCCUGCUAGACAUACUGACCGGCUAUUUUUUUUUUAUCACACAUCGAUUAUUAAGUGUCUUUUUUCGGAUCUUUCAUUUGUGUUGAUCCGGGUUUUUAAGGAUGUCAGGUCACAACAUUGCCUCGAGGAGCUCGGAAAAGCUGCUUUUCUUUGGGUUUCUGGUUCUGGUUCGUUCGGUCUUGUGUCACGGGUUUGCUGAGGAGUUCACCUCGGGCUCUUAUGAUUUUGGGUCUGUUAUUCUGGAGCCUCUGGACGGGUUGAGAAAGUACGCGGAGUCCAUUGUCGGCACCCAUGCGAUUGAGAUUGGUGCUGAGAAAGCUGUUUUGUACCUUGACUCAGUGUUUGGCCCUGAGAACAUCUAUUCUGUUGCAAUGUUUGUCGAAAUGUUGCUGAAGUUUGUUGCUGAAGGAGCUGCCAGUGGACUGAAUGUCAUUGCUGUGUAUGUAUCUGAGAUUCUCAGAGCUACAGGAGUGAACGAGACCGUAUCGGUGCCUCAUUUCACUGCUGAGGGCGUUUCUGCUGUGACCAAGUGGGCUUUGCUGGCUCUGAUCGCUUACUGGCUCCUGUCCUUGUUGCUGCGAGUCACCGUGAUGCUUGUAAAGAGAGUGUUUUGGCUGAUUAAAGCGGUUGUGGUGUUGUGGCUGUUUGUGCGGAUCAUCGGUGACCCCGCUGCCUCCAAUGAAGUCACUACAAUGAGACUGAUUUUACUUGUGCUCACCUGUGCUGUGUUUGGAGUCGCUACGAGCAGCGGCGGUGGGACAGGAGGCAGUCUGGAGAGCCGGAUGAGCAAACUGGAGGGACAAGUCAAAGGGCUGGAAAAGAUGAAAAUGAGCAGCAAUGGGCAGUAAUGAGCAGCUUAAAACAAGCAUAUGGACUCAUGACUACAGGGAGAUGAGGACUCAGGGAUGACGUGUUUAAUGCAACUCAAAACAGCCUUAGGUAUUAAUAUCUGAUUUUGCCAGUUCUUUCUUGUUUUAAAUACAUUUCAUAGUUAAUUGGGCCAUGGAGACUACUCCCAUAUAGUUUUUUUUGUAAAUUGUAAAGCAAAAAGAAAGAACUUCAUCCCACAGCUCUUUGAAUUUCAUGUGGUACCAUUAAAAUUCUCGAUUGUU